Messenger RNA from Venustampulla echinocandica, 735 nucleotides. RefSeq lists its product as uncharacterized. NCBI's taxonomy places the organism in Eukaryota, Fungi, Ascomycota, Leotiomycetes, Helotiales, Pleuroascaceae. The record is from RefSeq and is a predicted model, not a curated record. The transcript has a single exon. Bases 1 to 735 code for a protein of 244 amino acids.
AUGUCAGAUACGUCCGACGAAACCGAAAUCCCAGAUGAGCUUGAACGCUUCGUCAAAAACCUCGAAAGGGAAGAAUCUGAAGGACACUGGGGAUUCACAGUUUACACCACAUAUCCAAUCCCCUCCACCGCCACCUCUACUUUAGAAGCGUCUACCGAUGAAGCAUUCGACAAGAGCGUUUGCGAGCGAUUCCAGUCAUACAUCGCCGCCUACCUACGCUUUGAGGCCGAGAAGCCAUACGGAGUAAAGAUCCCACUCCACAUCGAAUACAUCCGACUCCCCUCCGCAAGCCUCUACGACGCGCGAACACAUUUCCGAGCUAAAUACGGCUGGCCUGUGAAAUACCAGGAAGGUAAGGAGGAGAGGACCCACGAGCAUCAUGAUAUGCGACAUAGAUAUUUUGUUGUAAUUAACGAGGAGACGAUCAAGACAUUGUUCGAUGCUCCCGAAGCUAUUGCAAAGAUUCGGAGAGGCUUAGACUAUAGGGAGGUAACCGAGAAAGAGGAUGAAAUUGUUAUAACAGUUGUGCAGGUGGAUUAUAAUGAGGCGUGUGAGGGGAUAAUAUUUGCGACAGCAUCAAGGCAACCGACGAAAGGUAGUUCCGAUUGUACUACAUUUUAUAGUUAUAUUAAGACGACACCGAGGUGGCUAAAGGAGAUUUGGCUUGAGAUUAUAGAUAUGGAUGUUCAGUUCCUCUUUAAACACAAGGACCACGUGUAUAAAGGGGGGUGGUAA